AUGGAGCUGAAGCAAAGCCAUUCUGUGAGGCUGAAUGAUGGACACCUCAUGCCGACGCUGGGAUUUGGCACUUAUGCUCCUGAUCAUGUAAGUGGACCCCUGGAGGCUGAAGGACCCCCCAAGAGCAAGGCUGGUGAAGCCACCAAAGUGGCUAUUGAUGUAGGCUUCCAUCACAUUGAUGCAGCGUUCUUCUACCAAAACGAGGAGGAGGUCGGAAAGGCCAUUCGAGAGAAGAUUGCUGAUGGCACUGUGAAGAGAGAGGACAUUUUCUACACUACCAAGCUUUGGACAACUUUCUUUAGGCCAGAAUUAAUUCGCCCAGCCCUGGAAAGGUCACUGAAGAAACUUCAACUGGACUAUGUGGAUCUCUUCAUUAUCCACAAUCCAUUGGCUAUGAAGUCUGGGGAGGAAUUGCUGCCUAAGGAUGCCAGUGGAAACAUUAUUUUUGACACUUUGGACCUUCGUGACACAUGGGAGGCCCUGGAGAAGUGCAAAGACGCAGGUCUAGCCAAGUCCAUUGGGGUGUCUAAUUUCAGUCGCAAGCUGCUGGAACUCAUCCUCAACAAGCCAGGGCUCAAGUAGAAGCCCACCUGCAACCAGGUGGAAUGUCACGCUUACCUCAACCAGAGCACCCUGGAGUUCUGCAAGUCCAAGGACAUUGUUCUAGUUGUCUACAGUGCCCUGGGAUCCCAAAGAGACCCAAACUGGAUGGACCCAGAUAGCCCAUAUCUCUUGGAGGAGCCAACCUUGAAAUCCAUUGCCAAGAAACACAAUAGAAGCCCAGGCCAGGUUGCCCUGCGCUACCAGCUGCAGCCGGGGGUGGUGGGCCUGGCCAAGAGCUUCUCUGAGAAGAGAAUCAAAGAGAACUUCCAGGUUUUUGACCUUGAGUUGACUCCAGAGGACAUGCAAGCCAUUGAUGGCCUCAACAGAAAUUUCCGAUAUGCUAAGUUACAAUUGUAA
Messenger RNA from Piliocolobus tephrosceles (Ugandan red Colobus), 960 nucleotides. RefSeq names its product aldo-keto reductase family 1 member C15-like. The record is from RefSeq and is a predicted model, not a curated record. Gene Ontology annotation, molecular function: oxidoreductase activity. Lineage: Eukaryota; Metazoa; Chordata; Mammalia; Primates; Cercopithecidae.